ACAAAUAGUAAAUAAAAAAAUAGCAAAUUAAAAGUGUAGGACGUGUUUUUACAGGUCAUAUUAUGUAUACUUUAGAUUACGAUCUGCGUAAUCUAAUAAUAGAAGGGUUCAAGAUUAAAAAAAGUUAGAAUAUAAUCUUGUUCUUCUAAAUUAUAUUGAUAUACUAUAGCAAUCAUUCUCAGAAAUCUCUUUACAGAUUUGGAUAGGAUUUCAUGCAGAAACAACUUGGUGUAUUUCACAUGAAGACAUUUCCCACUUCUAUAAAGUAAGUGAAUGAGGGGUAGCCGCUCUCGGAAAACAUAUCAUAUUGUUUUGUUUUUUUGAACAAACAUAUCAUAUUGUUAUAGUUCUCAUUUUUAAUACUUUUCUUGAAAUAGUUGGCGAAAUGACUUCAAGAUUCAUCCGUUCGAUUUCUUCCUCAAGGUUCUUCCCACCGAUUCAUCUUCACAUUACAUGAUUGUAUAUGCUAAUUUGACAUGGAUGUAUGCAGUUAACUAUGUAUAUGUCUAUAAAUGUGAUCGAUACAGGUGUGAUGGGAAGAGUGAAAAUGAGAUGAAUAACGGGGAUGAAGAUAGUAAAUACCCUCUUGUGAGUAUUUUAAGUAUGCGAGGAGGAGAUGGACACAAUAGCUACUCCACCAACUCUCUUCUUCAGAGAAGAGUUUUAUCAAUGACCAAGCCCAUCCUGGUUAAAAACACUAAAGAAAUGAUGAAAAACUUGGACUUUCCUAAAUGCCUUAAACUAGCCGAUUUGGGCUGUUCUUCAGGACAGAACACGUUCACGGUCAUGUCUGAUAUCGUUAACACAAUCAUUGCGUUAUGUGAAGAAAGCAACAAAAACCCUCUAGAGAUAGAUUGUUGUCUGAACGAUCUCUCUGGUAAUGAUUUCAACAUGACAUUCAAGUUCCUAACCUUCUUCAACGAUAAGCUCACAAGCAAAAUACCAUGCUUUGUCUCUGGAGUACCUGGUUCCUUUUACUCAAGGCUCUUUCCUCGCAAGAGUCUCCAUUUCGUUCAUUCAAACUACAGUCUUCAUUACCUCUCUAAGGCUCCCGACGGACUUGAGAAGAACAAGAUGAGUGUGUACAUAACAGGUUCAAGUCUUCCAAGUGAACACAAGGCUUACCUGAAUCAGUUCCAGAAAGAUUUUACGACAUUUCUAAGAAUGCGUUCUGAAGAAAUGGUAUCUAAUGGACGCAUGGUUCUCACAUUAAUCGGCAGGAAAACUCUUGAUGAUCCACUAUACAGGGAUUGUUGUCAUUGGUUGACAUUGUUAUCCGAUUCUCUGCGUGACCUAGUCUUCGAGGGUCUUGUGAGUGCAUCAAAGGUGAGUUCGUUCAAGGUGCCGUUUUAUGAUCCUAACGGAGACGAAGUGAAAGAACUAAUUAGAAAUGAGGGUUCAUUCAUGGUAAACGACUUGGAGACACAUAUAUUUGAUCUCGGUCUUAGUAACGAAGAAUAUGGCUUGCAAUCAGAUAGAGCAAAAGCAGGGGAAAAAGAAGCUAAUUGCAUAAGAGCAGUGACUGAAACAAUGCUUGUAGCUCACUUUGGAGAUGCCAUUAAUAUCGCUACAUUGUUUGAAAAAUAUGCACAUCAUGUGUCGCAGCAUGCCAGCUGCAAGAACAAAACGUCUGUCAGUCUAGUCGUUUCGCUGAUUCGGAAAUAAAUUUUAUUAUGUAACCCGUGCGAUGUGCCAGACCUAAAUCAAUAUAAAUCACCAACAAAAAUCCAUAAAAAUAAAAAAAAUACCCAUUUUGUUACGCCAAAAACUCCAGACUUAAAUUUUCGGAAAUUCUAAUUUAAAAUAAUAUUUUGUACCAAUAAUAUUUAAAGAUACCAGUGAUAUGCUCCGCGCCAGACGAAUAACUGACUUUUCGAUUUGAUUCAAUCUGCACUUUUACGAAUAUUCUAAUAUUUUUAUCGGAUAUCUGAUCUGUACAUACUAACACAAGUUCACUUCAAAUAUUAUGUAUAUAUAAGUUUAGGAUCUGUAUUAUCUAAUAAUACAAUGGAUCUGUAUAAUCUAAUAAUACAAUCAGUAGGUAUAUAUUCAUCUUCUAUAGCAAUCAUUCUCAGAAAUCUCUAGAGAUUUGGAUAGGAUUUUGUGUUGAACCAACUUGGUCUAUUUCACAUUGAAGACGACAUGUCCGCCACAACCAAUAUAUAAAUUGACUGAGGGUAGCUUCCCUCAAAAAACAUAUCAUAUUGUUAUAGUUCUUAUUUUUCAAUAAUUUUCUUCAAACAGUGCGCGAAAUGAAUUCAAGAUUCACCCGUUCGAUUUCUUCCUCAAGGUUCUUCUCACCAAUUCAUCUUCACGAUACAUGAUUGUAUAUGCUAAUUUGACAUAGAUUAUGCAUUUAUCUAUGUAUGUGUCUAUACAUGCGAUCCAUGCAGGUGUGCUGGGAAGAGUGAAUAUGAGAUGAAUAAAGGCGAUGAGGAGGAUAGUAGUAAAUACCCUUUUGUGAGUAUUUUAAGUAUGAGGAGAUGGACACAAUAGCUACCCCAUCAACUCUCUUCUUCAUGUUCUUUCAUCACUAUAUAUAUAUACUCGGUAAUAACUCGUACCUUGCGCGGAAUAAAAUAAUUGAUUAGAUUAUUUAUUUUACGAUGUAAUAAGAGAUUUGUCAUAUAGCUUUUUCAAAGGAUGACCAUUCAGAUAUCCGUUUGGAUUCAGUUGAUCUAUUCGAAUUUUUAUUUUUAGAGUAAGAAAUUUUAAUAUGAUUCGGAUAUUUACAAAUUUUGGUUUGAAUUUGAAUUGAAUUUGGUUUGAAUUUGGAUUGGAUUUGGUUCGAAUCAUUGCAUGUUUGGUUCAGAUUCGAGUUUGAGUACCUAUUUUAAUUAUGUAAUUUUAAACAAAAAUCCAAAUAUACUCAAUCCUCAACAUCCGAAAAUAAAAACAAUAUAAAAAUUUACAUAAAAUAGUUCAAUUUAAAUAUUUACAUAGAGAAAAAAAAUAUACUUCAGUAUUUUGAACAAAUUUUUGAUUUUAGAUAUUUUCAUAUUAAUUAAUAUCUAAUAUAUAUAAAAUUUAAAAUAACUAAUAUAUUUAAGUAUAUAAUUGUGUUUUAGAUAUUUUCGGUAUCCAAAAUAUUUCAGUUUGUAUCGGAUUCUGGCCUGGUUAUCCAUAUAUUAAACUUUUAGAUCCGUUUGAGUACUUAAUCAGUUUUAGUUUGUGUAUAGUUUUUACUUUCAAAUCAAGUUCAGCUCGAUUCUUCAGAUCCAAAUAUUUUACCCAAACUUACUUUCUUCUGUAAAUAUAAAAAAACUUUCAUAACCUUCUCUCAUAGAAUAUUAUAUAUCAAAUAAUUCUUAGAAACUUAGAAAUAUAUCCAAAUAAUUAAUAAAUAUUUGUAACUAGCAAGUAAUCGAAUAAGAUAAAUAACUUGCAAGUAACAUAUUUUUGGACAAGUAUUCGUUUUUGACAAGUCAAAUAUAAGUCCAAAAUCCAUUACUCGUUUAAGUCAAGCCAAGUAUGUAAAAAAAACAAGUAAUCUCCUUGCGCCAGCUUUACCAUCCCUCGUAGUUUAUCCCCGUAGAGCUGAUAAUGAGCCUUUUAGUUUAACUGGUGAGACUAGCGAGAUUGAGAUGCACAUCGUUGUGGUAAGUGGUAACCACUAUGAUCCAUUUGUAAUCAGACUGAAUUUUAUUACAAAAUAUAAAGGACAAAACUGUCUUUUCAGCGGGAUAUUCUCUGUUUUUUUUUCUCUCAGACGAAAACAGAGCUACAAGACAAUAAUAGUAGACACAGAGCAGCUUGUUCUUCCUCCUUUAGACUCCGCCGUUGUUUCUUCAAACCCGCGCUACCAUGUGAUGAUAAUAACGAUGGGUUUAUCUUCUUGUAGGCUUUGUGGGUAUGAAUAAUACGAAUACCCAAUAACUCGGUUCGUCUCUGUCUCAUGAAUCUUAUCCCACAUGCAUUGCAAAGAGACUGUGAAUUCCAUAAAAAAAAACUUAA
Messenger RNA from Brassica rapa (field mustard), 3954 nucleotides. RefSeq names its product salicylate/benzoate carboxyl methyltransferase. Lineage: Eukaryota; Viridiplantae; Streptophyta; Magnoliopsida; Brassicales; Brassicaceae. The record is from RefSeq and is a predicted model, not a curated record. Gene Ontology annotation, molecular function: methyltransferase activity.